Messenger RNA from Andrographis paniculata, 1645 nucleotides. Its product is annotated as zingipain-2. The transcript has 5 exons. Gene Ontology annotation, cellular component: lysosome. NCBI's taxonomy places the organism in Eukaryota, Viridiplantae, Streptophyta, Magnoliopsida, Lamiales, Acanthaceae. The coding region runs from base 122 to 1432 and encodes 436 amino acids. Gene Ontology annotation, molecular function: cysteine-type endopeptidase activity. The record is from RefSeq and is a predicted model, not a curated record.
UUACGUGUUCGAUCAUCCAUGGCUACUCGCCUCGCCCAUAUAUAGGCUCUCCACAUUUCCAGGAACCACAGCUACGGAUCGGAUAAUCUUUUUUAAAAAAAGCGAGAGAGAGAGAAAUCAAAUGGGUGGUUGUUCGUGGCUGUUAUCGCUUUUCAUAAUCCUGCUGUUUCUUCAACUUCCCGCCUGCAAAUCUUCAUCCAUUUCCGAUCUCUUCGACAGCUGGUGCAGAGAGCAUGGGAAAUCGUACUCUUCCGAGGAAGAAAGGGAGCGCAGGCUCAGGAUAUUCGAGGAGAAUUACAAUAUCGUCACUGCGCACAACGGGAAGGGUGAUUCGACCUUCACUCUCGGUCUCAACGUCUUUGCUGACCUCCCUAACCAUGAGUUUAGGGCAAAGUAUUUGGGGCUUUCAGUUCCUGCUACGGAUUCAGUGAUCAGACUGCGCAGUGAAUCGGAUGAGGAUUUGAGUGUUGUGAAGGAUUCUGAUAUUCCAUCUUCUCUCGAUUGGAGGUCAAAGGGAGCUGUUACCGAGGUGAAGGACCAGGGUAGUUGCGGUGCGUGUUGGGCGUUCUCAGCAACGGGUGCGAUGGAAGGCAUCAACCAGAUUGUCACGGGAUCGCUCGUCAGCCUGUCCGAACAAGAGCUAGUAGACUGCGAUACAUCAUACAACGACGGCUGCGCGGGAGGGGUCAUGGACUAUGCUUUCCAGUUCGUCUUAAAGAAUAAAGGGAUCGACUCCGAGAAGGAUUAUCCCUACCGCGGUCGCGAUGGACGAUGUGUCAAAAACAAGCUCGAAAGGCGCAUCGUGUCGAUUGAUGGCUACACCGAUUUACCUCUCUGGAACGAGAAAAAGCUCCUGCAAGCCGCCGCAGCUCAGCCUGUCAGCGUCGGAAUAUGCGGCAGCGACUCAGCAUUCCAGUUGUACUCCAGGGGCAUAUUUUCCGGGCCGUGCUCGACUGCUCUAGAUCACGCCGUCCUGAUCGUAGGCUACGACUCGAAAGACGGAACCGAUUACUGGAUCUUAAAAAACUCGUGGGGAACACAGUGGGGCAUUGACGGAUACAUGCACAUGGCGAGGAACACCGGCAAGGCGGAGGGAGUCUGCGGCAUCAAUACAAUGGCGUCGUACCCCAUCAAAACGAGCCCCAACCCCCCGACUCCCCCGCCCACCCCUGGCCCAACCCAGUGCAGCAUUUUCACAUUUUGCGCCCCUGGGGAGACGUGCUGCUGCUCGUGGUGGCUGCUCGGGUUGCUCUGCAUGGAAUGGAAGUGUUGCGCGACCGAAUCUGCCGUCUGCUGUAAGGACAACCUCCAUUGCUGUCCGCAGGAUUAUCCCAUUUGCGAUACCAAGAGGAACUUGUGCCUCAGGCGGGUCGGCAACACUACGGUGGCGAUGGGAAAGCAGCUUGGGAAGAAAAGCGUCUCUGCGAGUUAGAUAGCUGAAGUUACUCUUACAGGUAUUAUGCUUUACGUUAAACUGAUUCUGUAGUAAUAUUUGGUUCUUAGAUCUGGAGUCAGUCCUUGUGUUACUACUUGCUACGACCAUAUGGAUAUGAUGUCCUAUUGUGCUAGAGAACGUUAAUAAACCUAGUUAGUAGUAAUAAUGCAGAAUCGAUUAGUUAGAUGAAUCGAUAUAUGAUUCACCGUA